AAGCGAAAACAACACGCACGCAUUGAGAGAGAGAAAGAAAUCAUCAAGAGAAAAAAACACAGAGAGCAUUCCGAAGAAAUGGCACCAAAACGCAAGGCCGAGAAAGCUGCCGAACCGGCGGCGAAGUCGGGAAGAGUCACUCGCUCCGCCACGAGACUCACUCGUUCCGGUGCCAGGAGUUCUUCCGUCGCUAACUUUAUCGAGUUACCAAACACGACUAGGAAAUCGCCGGCGAAGGCGAAGAAAGCUGAGGUUAAAGGGAAGGGGAAAGGUAAAGUGAAAGAAGAAGGUGAAGGCUCUGGAGCUGUUAAUGGAGAUGCCGCCAAGACUGUCGUUGUGGUUGAGCAUUGCAAGCAGUGCAACUCGUUCAAGACGAGAGCUACUCAGGUGAAGGAUGGAUUGGAGAGUAGUGAUCUUGAUGUUGUUGUGAAGCUGAAUCCUGAGAAGCCAAGGAGAGGCUGUUUUGAAAUCCGUUUGGAAGAUGGAGACAAAACUUUCAUCAGCCUUUUGGACAUGAAACGGCCAUUUAAGCCCAUGAAAGAUCUUGACAUGGACAAGGUCGUCUCUGAUAUCAUUGAGGAGUUAUCUAAUGAUAGCUGAUCUAGUUGUUUCAUAUUCAGGUUUUAGGGAUUCAUAUUCAGGUCGAAUUGCAUAUUCAGAUUAAAUUCCUGAAUAUUAUUUUUGUAAUUUUCUAUUGCUUAUGUCUACAAUUUCCAAUGGUUCCAUGAAUAUUUUGUUCUUUUUGAGUGUUGGGGGUAAUUCGCCUCAACUAUAUGGUUAAAAGAAUUCAACUUUUUUGGGAUUAGAAACCUGCACAUCACGUACUUAUUAGCAAUACUGAUUUUAUUAUUUUGUCACUUCAA
This is a messenger RNA of Vicia villosa (hairy vetch), 863 nucleotides long. RefSeq lists its product as uncharacterized. Bases 79 to 600 code for a protein of 173 amino acids. The transcript is spliced from 4 exons. Gene Ontology annotation, cellular component: Golgi apparatus. NCBI's taxonomy places the organism in Eukaryota, Viridiplantae, Streptophyta, Magnoliopsida, Fabales, Fabaceae. The record is from RefSeq and is a predicted model, not a curated record.